UCUUAAGACGGAGCCAGGGACUGUUCCAAGGGGCUUCUGAUGAUGGCUGUGGAAGGGUCAACCAUAACCAGCCGGAUCAAAAACCUGCUGCGAUCCCCAUCCAUCAAACUACGACGGAGUAAGGCAGGAAACCGGCGAGAGGACCUCAGCUCUAAGGUGACCUUGGAGAAGGUUCUGGGAAUAACAGUAUCUGGAGGCAGAGGACUUGCUUGUGACCCUCGGUCAGGUUUAGUUGCCUACCCAGCAGGGUGUGUGGUCGUGCUAUUCAAUCCCCGGAAACACAAACAGCACCACAUCCUCAACAGUUCCAGGAAAACCAUCACUGCCCUUGCCUUCUCCCCUGAUGGCAAGUACUUGGUCACUGGAGAGAGUGGACACAUGCCUGCUGUGCGGGUUUGGGACGUGGCUGAGCGCAGCCAGGUGGCAGAGCUGCAGGAACAUAAGUAUGGUGUGGCUUGUGUGGCCUUCUCCCCUAGUGCCAAGUAUAUCGUCUCCAUAGGCUACCAGCAUGACAUGAUCGUCAAUGUCUGGGCCUGGAAGAAAAACAUUGUCGUGGCUUCCAACAAAGUGUCCAGUCGGGUGACAGCAGUAUCCUUCUCUGAGGACUGCAGCUACUUUGUCACUGCAGGCAACCGGCACAUCAAAUUCUGGUACCUCGAUGACAGCAAGACCUCAAAGGUGAAUGCCACCGUGCCCUUGCUGGGCCGCUCAGGGCUGCUGGGGGAGCUACGGAACAACCUGUUCACCGACGUGGCCUGUGGCCGUGGGAAGAAGGCAGAUAGCACCUUCUGUAUCACAUCCUCAGGGCUAUUGUGCGAGUUCAGUGAGCGGAGACUUUUGGACAAGUGGGUGGAGCUAAGAAGCCCAGACAGCUUCACAACCACAGUGGCCCACUGCAUCUCUGUGAGCCAAGACUACAUCUUCUGUGGCUGUGCUGAUGGCACCAUACGCCUUUUCAACCCCUCUAACCUGCACUUCCUCAGCACGCUACCCCGUCCUCAUGCUCUGGGGACAGACAUUGCCAGCAUCACUGAGGCCAGUCGCCUCUUCUCUGGAGUGGCCAAUGCCAAGUAUCCAGACACCAUUGCCUUGACCUUUGAUCCUACUAAUCAGUGGCUGUCUUGUGUAUACAACGACCACAGCAUUUAUGUCUGGGAUGUGAGGGACCCCAAGAAAGUGGGCAAGGUGUACUCAGCUCUGUAUCAUGCCUCCUGUGUCUGGAGUGUGGAGGUCUACCCUGAGGUGAAGGACAGUAACCAAGCCUGCCUGCCUCCCAGCUCAUUUAUCACGUGUUCCUCUGACAACACCAUCCGCCUAUGGAAUACAGAGAGUUCUGGGGUACAUGGAUCUACACUGUACCGAAACAUCCUCAGCAAUGACCUUAUUAAGAUCAUCUAUGUGGAUGGGAACACUCAGGCCCUGCUGGACACCGAGCUGCCUGGAGGCGACAAAGCUGAUGGGUCCCUGAUGGAUCCCCGUGUGGGCAUCCGCUCUGUGUGUAUCAGCCCCAAUGGACAACAUCUAGCUUCAGGGGACCGGAUGGGCACACUGAGGGUUCAUGAACUGCAGACCCUGAGUGAGAUGCUGAAGGUCGAGGCCCAUGAAUCAGAGAUUCUGUGCCUGGAGUACUCGAAGCCAGACACAGGUCUGAAGCUGCUAGCCUCAGCCAGCCGGGACCGAUUGAUCCACGUGCUGGAUGCUGGACGGGAGUAUAGCCUGCAGCAGACGCUGGAUGAGCACUCAUCUUCCAUCACUGCCGUCAAGUUUGCAGCCAGCGAUGGGCAAGUCCGCAUGAUUAGCUGUGGAGCAGAUAAGAGCAUCUACUUCCGAACUGCACAGAAGUCUGGAGAUGGAGUACAGUUUACACGGACACACCAUGUGGUACGGAAGACGACCCUGUAUGACAUGGAUGUGGAGCCCAGUUGGAAGUACACUGCCAUUGGCUGCCAGGACCGAAAUAUUCGGAUCUUUAACAUCAGCAGUGGGAAGCAGAAGAAGCUGUUUAAAGGGUCACAGGGUGAGGAUGGCACCCUAAUCAAGGUGCAAACAGACCCCUCAGGGAUCUACAUUGCCACCAGCUGUUCUGACAAAAACCUCUCCAUUUUUGACUUCUCCUCAGGCGAGUGUGUGGCCACCAUGUUUGGCCACUCAGAGAUUGUCACUGGCAUGAAAUUCAGUAAUGACUGCAAACAUCUCAUCUCUGUGUCUGGGGACAGUUGCAUAUUUGUGUGGCGCCUGAGUUCAGAGAUGACCAUCAGCAUGAGGCAGCGCCUGGCUGAGCUUCGCCAGCGUCAGCGAGGGGUCAAGCAUCAAGGACCAUCUUCUCCCCAAAGAACUAUACCCAACCGACACAAGGCCCCACCCAUGCUCUCUACUGGACAAGCUCUCUCAUCAGACAGUGACAAGGAGGGAGAAGAUGAGGGAACAGAAGAAGAAGAACUUCCAGCUCUGCCCAUCCUUACCAAGAGUAUCAAGAAAGUGCCACUAGUCCCUAGUUCAGCCAUGCCCCGAAGCCUGUCCCACUGGGAGAUGAGUCGGGCACAGGAGACAGAGUUCCUGGAUCCAGUUCCUGCAUCCAACCAAGGAUCCAGAAGAAGGGGACGCUGGGCUCAGCCAGGUGUGGAGCUAAGUGUUCGCUCUAUGCUGGACCUGCGACAGCUGGAGACACUAGCUCCAAGCCCUCAGGGCCCCAGCCAGGACUUACUGGCCAUGGCCCCAUCAGAUCCUGGGAAGUAUGGUCAACAAGUCCCUGAGGCCUCAUAUGUUAAACAGAAUGAAAGACCCCCUUGGCCUCAGGUUUCCCAACCCUGUUCCUGCCCCCACGUUAUCCGAUUGUUGUCCCAAGAGGAUGGGGUCUUUGCCCAAGAUCUGGAGUCUGCUCCCAUCGAAGAUGGUGUUGUCUACCCGGAGCCAAGUGACAGCCCCACCCUGGAUACCAGUGAGUUCCAGGUGCAGGCCCCAGCCCGAGGGACCCUGGGAAGAGUGUACCCAGUUAGCAGGGGCUCAGAGAAACACAGCCCUGACAGUGCCUGCUCUGUGGAUUACAGUAGCAGCCGCCUUUCCAGCCCUGAGCACCCCAAUGAAGACUCUGAGAGCACGGAGCCCCUGAGUGUGGAUGGCAUCUCCUCAGACCUUGAAGAGCCAGCUGAGGGUGAUGAGGAAGAGGAGGAAGAGGAGGGAGGCACUGGUCCCUGUGGGCUGCAGGAAGGCAGCCCCCAUACGCCGGACCAGGAGCAGUUUCUAAAACAGCACUUUGAGACUUUGGCAAAUGGGGCAGCUCCAGGGGGCCCAGUCAGGGUACCAGAGAGGACAGUGUCUCAGAGCAUCUCUUCACGAUUCCUGCUGCAAGUGCAGACCCUCCCACUCAGGGAACCAUCCCCUUCCUCCUCAAGCCCGGCACUGAAGUUGAGACCAGUCCAGGUGCCACAGGCGUCUGGUGAACAGCUGAGAGGCAAUGGUGCCAAUCCCCCUGGAGCUCCCCCGGAGGCAGAGCCUUCUCCUGCCAACAUUGGUCCCCAGCAGACAGCCCCUGUGCUAUUGCCACUCCGCCGUCUGAAACCAGACAGCAGCUGGGCCCCUAAGAGAGCAGCUACAAUCGGCUCCUUAGGUGGACUGCAGAAAGCCCAGUCUGUGCAUAGUCUGGUGCCACAGGGUGAGGAUCCUGGUGUACUCAAUGAGGCCCCUCUCCCAGGCCCAUUGCUCUCACAGGAGAUCAAGGCCCAAGCAGGCCUAGGCUCCCGAAUCCAGGCUGAUGGCCACCUGUCUCGGCCCCACUCCUACCGGAAUCCCACCACCAGUUCCAUGGCCAAGAUAGCCCGCAGUAUCUCCGUUGGGGAGAACCUGGGCCUGACAGCUGAACCACAAACUCCUGUUCCCAUCCGAGUCUUACCAUUCAGCAAGCUGGCCCUGCCCAGUCGGGCUCACCUGGUCCUGGACAUCCCCAAAUCACUGCCUGACCGUCCUACCCUGGCCACAUUCUCCCCUGUAACCAAGGGCCAAUCCCCUGGUGAGGCAGAACAGCCUGGCUCCCCAGCUGGUUUGGGAAAGGCUCACAGUACACCUGACAGGCGGGCAUGUUUGGGGGAGAGUAUCAUUCCCAAGCCUAGGACAGAGUGCUCAGCUCAGCCUGGGCCCAGCAGCCCCUGUGUCCAGCAGCUGCCAGUCAGCAGCCUCCUCCGAGGUCCUCAGAACUUGCAGCCCCCAUCCCCUGAGAAGAUUCCCAGCCCCAUGGAAUGUACCAGGCCAGGGGCAGCCCUGAGCCAGGACUCAGGACCAGUGGUGAGCUUGGAGCAGUGUGAACAACUUGUGGCAGAGCUUCAGGGCAAUGUGCGAGAGGCCAUGCAUCUCUACCAUGUGGUGGCCAGCUGCAAGACACCCUCAGCGGAACAAAGUCGCAUUACUCAACUCCUCAGAGACACCUUCUCCUCAGUGAGGCAGGAGCUGGAGGCCCUGGCUGGGGCAGUGCUGUCUAGCCCAGGUGGAAGCCCUGGGGCUGUGGGAGCUGAGCAGACACAGGCCCUGCUAGAGCAGUACUCAGAGCUGCUGCUUCGAGCCGUGGAGCGGCGCAUGGAACGCAGACUCUGA
Orycteropus afer afer is the source of this 4584-nucleotide messenger RNA. It is a transcript of the gene MAPKBP1, whose product is annotated as mitogen-activated protein kinase binding protein 1. Gene Ontology annotation, molecular function: protein binding. The record is from RefSeq and is a predicted model, not a curated record. NCBI's taxonomy places the organism in Eukaryota, Metazoa, Chordata, Mammalia, Tubulidentata, Orycteropodidae.